AUAAUACUUAGCAGCAAAUGGAUUACAAUAUGAAAUUCGUAGAAUUAUUGAAGAAGCAUGAGAAUCAUCAGAUGAUACUUCAGGUGGCAUUGGAUGUGAUGCUUCAAGAGAAAAAUUACAAAAGCCAACUUGUCAAGUAUAGAGAUGGAUUGAGAAGAGAUGAUAAAAUUUUAGUCACCAAAUGCACAAAAGCCUUAAAAGAAUUGGCUAUGAGAUCAUAGCAAGAUUAAGUUAAAGCGUUGGAGAAAAUAAGUAAAAUCGAUCAAUAGAUUAUGCUUUAUCUAAAGGAUUAAGUAUUACCUAUCAUUCACUUCGAUAGAAAGUUAAACAAUUACACUUUCAUAAAGUACUACACUGAUCCAGGUAUGAUAUUCAUGUGUUAAUAAAGAAAAUUCAAUCAAUCCUUAAGAAACCAUCAUUGAGACACUAUACAAAGAAAAUACAAAUCUAGAAUCUUUCGAGGCUGAUUUUUCCAAGUUAGAGUGGAAAUUGGAGAUUACUCUAUCUAGCAUCAAGAUGAGAAAAGUAAUCUUUUAUAUUGAGUCAUAAUUAGGUCAUUCGACCAUUGAUUCUGUUAAUAUUCCAUACAAAAAAAGGAGUGAAGAAAACCAUGUACUUAGAUUACAAUCAAUUCUAAGAGUUCAGAAAGAAUGUUGCCUUAGUCUUAAGAUAAAUCCAUAUUAUUGAGAGUAUUUAAAGUAAUUUUUGA
This is a messenger RNA of Paramecium octaurelia, 709 nucleotides long. Lineage: Eukaryota; Ciliophora; Oligohymenophorea; Peniculida; Parameciidae. The record is from the annotation of a GenBank genome assembly.